GCCGCGCUCUAUGCGCCUCUGCGGGCGCUGCGGGCCCUGGCCAUGGCGAUAGACCGGCGGCGUGAGGCGGCGGGUAGCGGUGCCGGGAGGCAGCCGGCCCCGGCGGAGGAGAACGGUUCCCUGCCGCCCGGGGACACGGCGGCCUCGGCGCCCCUCGGGGGGCGCGCGGGCUCCGGCGGCAGCGCGGAGAUCCAGCCGCUGCCUGCGCUGCACCCCAGCGGCGGCCCUCACUCGAGCUGCUGCGCGGCGGCAGCCGCCCCGAGCCUCCUGUUGCUGGACUACGAUGGCUCGGUGCUGCCCUUUCUCGGGGGCCUGGGUGGCAGCUACCAGAAGACCCUGGUGGUGCUCACCUGGAUCCCGGCGCUGUUCAUCGGCUUUAGCCAGUUCUCGGACUCCUUUCUCCUGGACCAGCCCAACUUCUGGUGCCGCGGGGCCGGCAAAGGCAAUGAAUUGGCGGGUGCUACUGUCACCGGCCGGUGGGGUGACAUGGACAACUGGACCAGCCCCCCAGCCACCCCUUUCUCCACUGCCGCCUGGGGAACGACGAGCAACCGAAGCAACAGCAGCGACACGCCACCCCUCCCGUCCCCUCCAGGCAAGGGGAACAACGACUCAAAUUGCGACUGCCAAGCGUGGGACUACGGCAUCCGAACUGGCCUCGUCCAAAACGUGGUCAGCAAGUGGAAUCUUGUGUGUGAUAAUGCCUGGAAAGUCCAUAUCGCUAAGUUCUCCUUACUGGUUGGAUUAAUCUUUGGCUACCUAAUAACUGGAUGCAUUGCUGACUGGGUUGGCCGGCGGCCCGUGCUGCUGUUUUCCAUCAUCUUCAUUCUGAUCUUUGGACUGACUGUGGCACUGUCGGUGAAUGUGACAAUGUUCAGUACACUCAGGUUCUUUGAAGGAUUUUGCCUGGCUGGAGUCAUCCUCACCCUGUAUGCAUUACGAAUAGAGCUAUGCCCUCCAGGAAAACGGUUUGUGAUUACCAUGGUGGCAAGUUUCGUGGCCAUGGCGGGCCAGUUCCUCAUGCCGGGGCUGGCUGCACUGUGCAGAGACUGGCAGGUGUUGCAGGCCCUCAUCAUCUGUCCCUUCCUGCUCAUGCUGCUCUACUGGUCGAUUUUCCCCGAGUCUCUCCGAUGGCUAAUGGCUACCCAGCAGUUUGAGUCAGCAAAGAAGCUGAUCCUGUACCUCACCCAGAAGAACUGUGUGAGCCCUGAGAGUGACAUCAAGGGAGUGAUGCCAGAACUAGAGAAAGAGCUUUCACGGAGGCCCAAGAAGGUGUGCAUCGUGAAGGUGGUGGGGACGCGGAACCUGUGGAAGAACAUCGUGGUUCUAUGUGUGAACUCGCUGACAGGGUUCGGGAUCCACCACUGCUUUGCGAGAAGCAUGAUGGGCCAUGAGGUGAAGGUGCCACUCCUAGAGAACUUCUACGCUGACUACUACACCAUGGCCAGCAUCGCACUGGCCUCCUGCCUGGCCAUGUGUGUGGUAGUCAGGUUCCUCGGGCGCAGGGGAGGGCUGCUGCUCUUUAUGAUCCUCACUGCCCUGGCCUCACUUCUGCAGCUCGGGCUCCUCAACUUGAUCGGCAAAUACAGCCAGCAUCCAGACUCAGAGUUGCAGCUGAAGUUGGCCGUAGGGAUGAGUGACAGCGUCAAAGACAAGUUCUCCAUCGCAUUUUCCAUCGUGGGCAUGUUUGCAUCCCAUGCCGUGGGGAGCCUCAGCGUGUUCUUCUGUGCAGAGAUCACCCCCACAGUGAUAAGGUGUGGUGGGCUGGGGCUGGUGCUGGCCAGUGCAGGCUUCGGCAUGCUGACAGCGCCCAUCAUUGAGCUGCACAACCAGAAAGGCUACUUUCUGCACCACAUCAUCUUCGCCUGCUGCACGCUCAUCUGCAUCAUUUGCAUCCUCCUGCUGCCUGAGAGCAGGGACCAGAACCUGCCCGAGAACAUCGCCAACGGGGAACACUACACACGGCAGCCAUUGCUGCCCCACAAGAAGGGAGAGCAGCCGUUGCUGCUCACCAACGCCGAGCUCAAGGACUACUCAGGCUUGCACGAUGUGGCUGCAGUGGGUGAUGGGAUGUCAGAAGGGGCCACUGCCAAUGGCAUGAAGUCCAUGUAGCUUGCUGGGCCACACCACCAUUCCACCAGUCCCCUGGGGCUUGAAAGGCUGGGGAAAGUUCACACAUAGGUUUACAGACCAGAGAGAAGACACGUGGCUGGGGGUGGAGUCCAAUUCUGCUGCCGACUCCACUCAAUCGUGAGACUUUCAACUGGUGUGAGGAAUUCUGUCUUUCCAGACAUCUGAGGAAAUAACCCUUUGAAGACUUUCUUUUCUGCCAUUAAAUGUUUAUAUUUAUUUUGGUCAUUUUUACAAGAAGCACUUUAUUCCCUUCCUGCUCACUGAUCAUGACGCAGAACCUCCUUCAGGAGUGAGGCAGGGUCACUCUGAGGAAGUCCCUGUAAGUGACCAAUGCAGUGGCUGGUCCCCUCCCUGGAGACCAGACUUCAAUUUCCUUCUCUACUCAAGGAGAUAGAGGUCAUUUGUAGGCCAGGACCCCUACCUCCAGGCUUGAUGCCAUGGACACUGUGCCUCUCAAGUGGAGCAUCCUUGGGACUACAUUUUAGACAGAGGAAUAUGCACAUGAACUGUUUUUUUUCCCCCCUUAGAGUCUGUGUAUUUUAAAGUUGGGUUCUUUCCUUUCUGUUUGUUGGGUAGUUUCCAUCCUCUGUGUUGGGAAAGCAGCCCUCAAGUGUCAUAAGAGCCAGCUUAAUCUUUCUUUCCUUCAGGAUCAUCCUUUUGUACUUGAUCUGGAAGUUUCUGUGGGGAAACUUCCAUACUUCACCAGAAAUCCUACAUGAUGAGACACCACCAGUUUCCUGACGCCGGGUUGGCUUAGUUAAAACCACAGGAGCUGUCGUGUUGAGAUCGGAGCCAUGUUUGUUUCUGCUAAGACGCUUUCCCAGCCUGAGCUCCAGCAGCAAAGGUCCCUCUUCCCCAGUCAGCUCUGUUGCCGGCACUACUUGAAAAUGUGGCCACUCUCAGAACUCUAAACAUCAGGAAAAUAACUGACAAAGACAAGUAGGGCAAAUCCCAGAAGGGAGCCUCGCUCUCCCACACAUGCCCGCCCGCCGCCCACAUCUCCAGCACACACCAUAGAGAGAUCCAGCUUGGAUGGCUGUCACUCUGACAUCACAACAGUGCCCACAACAUCUGGAGGCGGUCCACCUCAUGUCUUCCUCAACGGCUUCCUUCCUGUCACUCAUUCAGCACAAAAAGGCCCUGGGCAGGAGUGCAGGUUGCUCGUAGGUGAGUCUGAGUGGCCUCGAGUACCAUGAAAGCAACAAGAAGUGAGAGAAAGCAAUAACUCACCAAAGCUCAACUCCCAUCCUGUGCCAGCCUCCCAGGAUGCCCCUUAUUGUAUCCCUCAUCUUGCUCCAGACAGCAAGGCACCAGAGCUUCUAAGAAACCAGGCUCUGGGUCUCUUGCAGCAGCUCAGGCACCAGCUUCUUUGGGCAUCGUGGCUUCUUAUCAACCAUCUGCCUUGCCUCUUGCCAUGCGUCUCUACCACACGUUCUUCCAGGGAAAUCACGGUCUCAGGCCUACGUAGGCAACUAAGUGACUUCCAAGUGACAGUCGCUAGAAUUCAAAGGCCAGAAAAGGGUUGAGUUUAUCCCCUUCCAACUCCUUGUCUGGUCUGUUUUUUACAGUCUCACCUGCUUCUCUUCCACAUCCGAUAGACGUAUCAGCAGAACCCAGCUGCCUCGAUCAAAACCUCAUGAGGGUAGCGAUGCAAUAUGCAGCCAUGUUUCCAGCAGCUGGCCUGUGUUCUCUUCGAUGUUUGAGGACCAAUGUCUCUAAGAGAGAGGCUGUGUGGCCAGUCCCUGACACCUGCUC
Acomys russatus (golden spiny mouse) is the source of this 3888-nucleotide messenger RNA. RefSeq names its product solute carrier family 22 member 23 (gene Slc22a23). Gene Ontology annotation, cellular component: membrane. Gene Ontology annotation, biological process: transmembrane transport. Gene Ontology annotation, molecular function: transmembrane transporter activity. The record is from RefSeq and is a predicted model, not a curated record. The transcript has 11 exons. NCBI's taxonomy places the organism in Eukaryota, Metazoa, Chordata, Mammalia, Rodentia, Muridae. The coding region runs from base 43 to 2112 and encodes 689 amino acids.